Messenger RNA from Giardia duodenalis, 1011 nucleotides. RefSeq lists its product as uncharacterized. NCBI's taxonomy places the organism in Eukaryota, Fornicata, Diplomonadida, Hexamitidae. The record is from RefSeq and is a predicted model, not a curated record. The transcript has a single exon. The coding region runs from base 1 to 1011 and encodes 336 amino acids.
AUGGGCGUUCUGGAUGGAGCUCUUUUCUCGUUGAUAGAUCUCGUCACCACUAAGCAGACAACAAUCUUUCUGCUGUCUUGUACCUUUACCCUGCUCGUUCUAAGCAGAUAUUCUUCCAAAAGGAACCUUAGACAAGCCAUAGAAACUGUUCGCGCCGUCCGCACCAUCCUGCCCCUGGACGUUCAGUAUCCGUCUGUUAAAGGGUUUAAUAUGCGGACUUAUCGCUGGGCUGCGGUUUCAUCGGCCGAUGACGCCCCUGUACAAUCUCUGUCUCUGCUCAUUGUCACAAGCAGUGCAAUGAACCCAUCCUGGUAUAUUCUCCGUUAUCUCCACGUUUCAGGGCCAUUUCUACUCUUUGAGGUGGCAAUACUGCCUCAAGCAAAGGGACUCUACGCCAUUCUGGUCGGCCAUCACGAAGGCAAGACGUUUAACAACGCAUAUCCGUACGCUGGAACUCGUGUAUCUGACGCAAAGAGUCCUAGCAUGUAUCACCAAGCAUACGAGUCGUGCUCUGGCCUUGCUAGAGGCCUCUAUGACGCCCUUGUCUCCGCAAGUUCUGACCCUAUCGACAUUGCCAAGUCGGUUAUCACAUGUGCUCUGAUGGAGGACAAAGUAAUCUUCCAUACUCACAAUUCCGGAUGUAUAGACACUCUGGAGGGCAUUUUGAGGGCCUUAAGGUCUGUGCUUCAUUAUGCAACGUCGUUCAGCCCAACGGACAUACAGAGAAAACAAAUUGCUAAGAAAAUGCUUGCUGCAGAGCGUGAGAUGGCCAACAUAAAUGCCCAGAAGCGUUCAGAAGAGGCAGCAGAAAACACAAAGAAGCUUCUCAAGGAGUACAACGAGCGCCUUCGGGACCCCCACAUAACCGAGUCAGAACGUAAGAAGAUCAACAGGAAACUUGAUAGCAUUGAAGCCCAGCAGAGGGCCUCUCUGAGCAAGAUGCUCUUUGGAUAUAGCAUGCCGAAAAUGAAGCCCUCCAAGAAGUCUCGCACGCAAAUAAUAUACCAGUAA